This is a messenger RNA of Phytomonas sp. EM1, 972 nucleotides long. The record is from the annotation of a GenBank genome assembly. Lineage: Eukaryota; Euglenozoa; Kinetoplastea; Trypanosomatida; Trypanosomatidae.
UCAAGGAAUUCCUAAGAUCUGAACCCCAUAAAGUUAUUUUGUAUCAGUAAGAUUUCUAACUAUUGGGAUUGCCAUUUAAGUGAAAUUAUGCAAUGCGCUCACUGUAGUAAUUCUUCCUGCUUUCACUGCCAAUGCACCGUGUGUGGUACUCAUAUCGAAGGGCGGUCUCAAUUACGCUGUCUGCACUGCGCCUCUCUCACCCACACUAGUUGCGCGAGGAAUGUUUUGGAUGACACCCCAUUGGUCUUAGCGCCGGAUCCACACGCUGCACAGCCAUUCAUUCGCUCUGCAAGCACUCCAGGUGGACAUUCCUCGUCGUCUCUUUCAAAUGUGAUUGUCCAUAGCUAUCCCUACUAUUGUUCUCCUGAUUGCAUUUUGAAGGUGGAGCUCUACCCCAACCCAAACUUCGAAGAGACUUUAAGUUCCGAGGUCGAGGCGGAGGCUGCGCGGCGAUGGGCUAAAGUUGUAGCUCAUCUAUCGUCGGCAAGUGGUGAAGAUACCGAGAGUCGACGAAUAGUUCGGGGUUCACCUGCCCCUCUUUCGUUUCCUAUCGAGUGCGCUGAGGAUGCAGAGAGCAGCCCUUCGUUAAAAGCGGCGUUCUUGCAAUUGCGCUACGAAACGUGGCUGCGUUACUUUGAGCAAGAACGUCUAUUCCACGCCCACGCCGUGUGGUUGCCUCCGACGCACUUAGCCGUCAGCGAGACCCUGCUUCGCCAGGCUAACAUGUUGGUUUCUGCGGAAGGUCAGGCACGCCGCCUUUAUAUGCUCCCCCCUGCAAGUGUGCCUGUAGGAUCCAUCUUGGCACUUCCCAAUGAUAAGAUUUGGAAGGAAGCCAGGCGUCUUCGUGUCGGCGAGACGAAUAACUAUUUGGUCGAGUCCAUAGAACGGAUAUGUAGCAACACACAGAAAGCGAAGACCAGUGCCGUGUUUAGCAUUUCCGAUCUCGUUGAUGCUAUGUCUUCGACGACUUAA